This is a messenger RNA of Grammomys surdaster, 4111 nucleotides long. RefSeq names its product calmodulin 1 (gene Calm1). The transcript is spliced from 6 exons. Bases 279 to 728 code for a protein of 149 amino acids. Gene Ontology annotation, molecular function: calcium ion binding. NCBI's taxonomy places the organism in Eukaryota, Metazoa, Chordata, Mammalia, Rodentia, Muridae. The record is from RefSeq and is a predicted model, not a curated record.
GGCUGCCGCAGCGCCGCCCUGCGCGAGGCGGUACUGCCGCGGCGGAGGGAUACCGCGCACCGUAUAUAUAUCGCGGCACACAGGCUCGCGCUACGGCAGUGGUGCUGGGAGUCUCGUGUCCGUGGUGCCGUUACUCGCAGUCGGGCGGCGGCUGAGGCUCAGCGCACAACGCAGGUAGCGCGUUAGCAGCGGCAGCGGAGGCACCUCGGCGGUCACAGCCCCUGUGCUGGUGCAGCCACCUUCACACCUGCCCCGCUCUUCCUUCCUUCGCUCGCACCAUGGCUGAUCAGCUGACUGAAGAACAGAUUGCUGAAUUCAAGGAAGCUUUCUCCCUAUUCGAUAAAGAUGGUGACGGCACCAUCACAACAAAGGAACUGGGGACUGUCAUGCGGUCACUGGGUCAGAACCCCACAGAAGCUGAACUGCAGGAUAUGAUCAACGAAGUGGAUGCUGACGGGAAUGGCACCAUUGACUUCCCAGAGUUCUUGACUAUGAUGGCUAGAAAAAUGAAAGACACAGAUAGUGAAGAAGAAAUCCGUGAGGCAUUCCGAGUCUUUGACAAGGAUGGGAAUGGCUACAUCAGUGCAGCAGAACUGCGCCACGUCAUGACGAACUUAGGAGAGAAGCUAACAGAUGAAGAAGUCGAUGAAAUGAUCAGAGAGGCAGACAUCGAUGGGGACGGACAAGUCAACUAUGAAGAAUUCGUACAGAUGAUGACUGCAAAAUGAAGACCUACUUUCAACUACUUUUCCCCCUCUAGAAGAAUCAAAUUGAAAUCUUUUACUUACCUCUUACAAAAAAAAAAAAAAAAAAGAAAGAAAAAAGUUCAUUUCUUCAUUCUGUUUGUAUCUAGCAAAAUUGAAUGUCAAAAGUACCUUCUGUCCACACACAAGACCUGCAUGUAUUGGUUGGUGGUCCUGCCCCCUAAAGAUCAAGCCCCCUACAUCAGUUUUACAGUAUAAAUACUCGUACUACCUUAUAAGGAAGCACUUAGUGGACUCCUUAAAGUUCCAUUUGCUAAUGAUUAAUACACUGUUUGGGCUGGCCAGUUUCUCAUGCAUGCGGCUUGAUGAGUGAGCACAGUCAGGCAUUUGUAUUAAAACCGAAAAAUGGAAAAAACAAAUUCAAAAUCUCAGAUGGCUUCUAGUUCAAUCUGUUGAGAUAAAUUGUCAGCAGCCAGUUCACUGCAAGCAAACAUUUAAAAUUGGUUUACCUCAGGAUGAUGUGCAGAAAAUGGGUAAAGGCUAAACUCUGAGACACAGACCUAGAAGUAGGACAGUCCUCUUGAAGUGCCCCAAUCCCAUGGUGACAGUGACACCCUGGUGGCGAGCCCGAGUGCGAUGGUUCACUGCUGUGCGCUUGCACUGGAGUGACAUGAACCACAAGGCUGUCCCCGAAUCACACACAUUUUAUUAGAAAUGUUUGCUAAGGGAGCAUCUUUGGACUCUCUGUUCUAAAACCUUGUGAACCGUGACUCGGAGCCCGCAGAGCAGGCUGUGUCAGUGGACUUGAGCACACCAUCAACAUUGCUGUUCAGGAAAUUAUAAUUUACGUCCAUUCCAAGUUGUAAAUGCUAGUCUUUUAUUUUUUUUUUUCCAAUAAAAAGACCAUUAACUUAAAAGUGGUGUUAAAUGCUUUGUAAAGCUGAGAUUGGAAGGGGACAGGCCAAGGCCGUUGGAGGGGAGGUCAGUAUACACAGAAACACCCACCAUCCAGUGCAAGCUGGAUUUCCCGCCAUGUUCUCUAGCAUCAACUGAAGCCAGACAGAUCCGGAGUUCUUUGUCAUCUAUGAGGACGUAAGUCUAGUUGUCUUGUGUGUGUGCAUACUCGAAUCAUGGUCGGUUGAUGUUCAGAGGAGAGCCCUAGUGAGGGAAGGCCCCUUGAGCAUGCAGUUAGGAUGUCUUGGCUGUGCUGUUGCUGACCUGUUGUAACUACAGGAGGCCAUCUGUGCAGGAGACAUGAUUAGUGUGUAAUCCUAUACUCACUGUGUAUGGUGGAAGCAGGCUGGUCAAAGACACUACCUUUAAUUCAGUUUGUAAUUUACGGUUAUACUUAACUUUAGCCUUUAUACUUUAUUAUUAUUAUUAUUUAAGUUAACUGCUUUUUUUUCCCCCUGUAAGUAGAGUUAAUGCUUAACACUGGCUUAAAAGCAAAGAAACAAAACAAUAUCCCAGAAAGAAUUUCCUGUCUAAUUACAAACCUGUAACCAAAACGUAGACAUGCUGGUACUGGGCCCUUCCAAGGCACUGGUCCGUUUAAAAAGCCCCCCUUAGAAGUGUGUUGCAUUUAAAACAAGGGCCUUGUACAUUUUUUCAGGGUGUUUUCAGGUGAUUAGCAAGGGGCUUUGGCUUCCAAAUUCGGGGGUAGCAGAGAGCUGGCAGGCUUCUGUUCUGGCAAGGCAAUGAGAAACCCUUGGCAACUACAUGGGUGCACUUGGGGCUAACCUGUAGACCCCUGGUUGCUCCCUCUCCUGCUCCCUGUCUUUCUGGCAUUUUGUAGCUCCUUAGAAUGUUUUUCUUUUCUGCCAGAGGGAUGGGUCAGAGCCGUGGAGGGGAAGACAUUGCCUGAGCACUUCUGCUCAUCCUUGGACUGGGUGGUUGGCAGACAUUUUGGUGUGCUCGCUGUAAGUUGACUUUAGUAUCUGGAUUGUUGGGUUUUCCCUUCUGGUAGAGAGGAGGACUGAGGGUUCCAGGUGUGAGGAAGUGAAUGAAUGGCGGUGGAUCUGUCUUGUAAGAGGAUUGAUUAAAUCACCAGUCAAUGACCCAGACUCAGACUUGUCUGUAACCUCUUGGUCGUUUCAAAGAUGGUUGGAGGUGACUUUAAAAAUUUACCUCCUAUCUGUUACCUUUUACCAAGUCUGUAGAAGCUGGGUAGACAUUUAGCCGCCCCAGAGCCUGUCCUAAAAGAUUACCUUCGAAACAGGAUUCUUGUGUGGCCAGGAAUCCUGCUUGGGAACCAGAAACCCUAACCCCCCAGGGAAUGUGAAGCUGGGGUUUGGAACUGUAGGAGGCAGAGUCCCACCACCUCCUCAGCCUUCUGGCAUCGUGGGGAACAACCAGCCCAGGGCUUGGUUUUGGCAGUCUGAGUUCGUGAGGUAGAGUGGGGUGUCAAGGCAGUACCCCUGAAGUCAGCACUUUGUGUAAACCGUCCCUCACUUAUAACUACUCUAUAAAUAUAUACAUAUAUUUAUAUAAAUAUAUAUAUAGGAAGCGACUAGUUAACUGGCAUCCUGCUUUAGCCUGAGACUGGCCCUAAGAAACUGCUGAGCCCUUGGCACGCCUCUACACAGUGUGGUUUCUGUCUGUUGGGGGGAGCUGUUGAGCAAGGCAAACAUCUUGAUAGUUGAGAUGGGCUUUAAUGUACUGUUGCCAGGGAAGGCUUUUUCUGAUUUUUUGACAAAUUUUUGCACACUUUAAUUGGUGUCUUUGAGCAACUUAAACACAUUGAAGAUGAGCUAUUGUACAUAUUUUUAUAUUCUCUUUAUAAGUGCAUGUCCAACUUGUAACCAUAUUGUAAGGAAUGGCUGUCCAGUAGGCCUAGUGUUACUGUCACAUAAGAGGGAUAGCAUCUAUCAUUCGCCCCUCAGCAUCCUGGGAACUUCUUCUUGAAUGAAGACUGUAAAUUUGGUCAAGUCAACUCUUAGCUCAGUUAUCUUAACCAUUUGAAUGAUUUAUUGUGUGUCCUACAUAUAUUUCUCUUUGGCAGCGACCAGAGUUAAACUGAUGUGUCUCAGCUGACCCACUCAGCUGGCAGUCACCUACUUUUUUUCUUUUUCAAUACCCCUUGAAGUUGUCUAGUAGAAGACAGAUUAUUUGCUGUCUAUCCCUUUGAGUAAGAAAUCAGGGAUGUGUGCUCUUCCUCUAGACCUACAAUGUUCAUUAAACACCUAUAGCGAGGAUGAUGGUGGUCCUUCCGUUACUGAAGUCACCCUUCACUGUGGCUGUUUGAAAAGGAGAUGUACUUGGAUGUUCUGUAAAUCUUGAGAUAAACUGUUUUGGAGAUUUAACCACCUCUCUGAUGGGGGACCAACUCUAUGGAAAUUGUAAAUAAGUUUUAUUUAUAAACCUGGCACUGUAUUCAAUAAACAUUUCUGCAGCCUUUCAUCUCUUAA